Arabidopsis thaliana (thale cress) is the source of this 1946-nucleotide messenger RNA. RefSeq names its product calmodulin 7 (gene CAM7). The record is from RefSeq and is marked reviewed. Bases 1328 to 1669 code for a protein of 113 amino acids. Gene Ontology annotation, cellular component: nucleus; plasma membrane. The transcript has 2 exons. NCBI's taxonomy places the organism in Eukaryota, Viridiplantae, Streptophyta, Magnoliopsida, Brassicales, Brassicaceae. Gene Ontology annotation, molecular function: calcium ion binding.
UCUCAUUUUAUAAAGGAGAAGGAACAUUCACUCUCACGCGCUUCAACUUUCUCCAGAAACAAGAAAAUAUCACAGCAAAAAUUUUCUCGAGAAAAUCCGAAGAAGACAAAAAAAAUGGCGGAUCAGCUAACCGAUGACCAGAUCUCCGAGUUCAAGGAAGCUUUUAGCCUAUUCGACAAAGACGGAGAUGGUCUCUUCUUCUUCUUCUUCUUCUUCUUCUUCUCUCAGAUCUCUUUCUCUUGUCGUUUUUUUUUUAGAUUUCUUCGCGGUGAUCGUGAAUCUCUGCACAUUUCGUUUAUUGUUUCAUGUGAUUUGAAGAACGAUCUCGUUUUGAUUCGUUCAGUCUUGCUCACAUCUCCAGAGUGUUUAGGGUUGAUUUUUGCUUCUAUAGAAGGAUCUAGAAUAUGUAGAAUCUCCUUUAGUAUAUUCGUUGAUGAUUACUAAGAUUUGUAGUUAUGGAAUCUUGUUUAAUUAGGUUAUUCAUCAUAUUCUAGAUCCUACAUUGGAAUCGUACAUUGGAAUCUAGUUGUUUCUCUGUGAUUUACUAUGAUUCUGAACAAAUCCUGUGAUUAUAAUCAUGCGGAUUUGUACGUUCUCACAAAAUUUAGUGGCAUUGUGGUUUUAAGAUUCAAUUGUAACAUGUAGAUUUAUCUGCAGAUGUUUAUACUCAAAAUCUAAAAAACGAAAUUUGGUUUAUUGUGUGAUGUUGCCAAAUAGAAAAAUAGAGAAAGAAGUUGAUAAUAUCAUCUCUGUUGUUCUUCUUUACAAUAGUUGAGAACUUGCAACGGUGUGCAUUUUGUGAUGCUUAUUGGCAAUACCAUCAUAUUUAGAACAUUGUGCAUUUCCUGGCCUUUGAUUACUAAGAGAAUAACAUCAUAUUUAGAACAUUGUGCAUUUCCUGGCCUUUGAUUACUAAGAGAAUACCAUCAUAUUUAGAACAUUGUGCAUUUCCUGGCCUUUGAUUAGAAAGAGGCUUUAAAUGUUGCUUGGUGGUUUGUGUGCAAGAAGUUUCUUUGUUAACUUGGUAGAUGAUUUCCGAACAAUCAGUUUUACUUGUCGAAUCGUCGUCCUUUUAAAUGAGAUAUACUAUGAUUGGGGUUAGUAGUGUAAGGAUAUUUUACUAAGAGCAUUUUUGAGCUUUCUUGCAUUUGAAAACUUGACAUAUUACUUGUGUUUAAGAUAAUUGGUUUAUAUAUCUUCCUGAUCUUGUUGACAAUAUUAGUGUUCAUAAAGUUAUACUCGGAACUCUUGCGUUACAAAAUCUGAAGUUGUGUCCAAUUUUGGUUUGAUUGCAGGUUGUAUCACCACAAAGGAGCUUGGGACUGUGAUGAGAUCACUUGGGCAGAACCCGACAGAAGCCGAGCUCCAGGACAUGAUCAACGAAGUGGAUGCAGACGGGAACGGGACAAUAGAUUUCCCAGAGUUCCUGAACCUAAUGGCACGUAAGAUGAAAGACACUGAUUCAGAGGAAGAGCUUAAGGAAGCCUUCAGGGUUUUUGACAAGGACCAGAACGGUUUCAUCUCGGCGGCUGAGCUUCGUCACGUGAUGACAAAUCUUGGGGAGAAGUUGACGGAUGAGGAAGUCGAUGAGAUGAUCCGAGAGGCUGACGUCGAUGGUGAUGGUCAGAUCAACUAUGAAGAGUUCGUCAAAGUCAUGAUGGCAAAGUGAGAUUCUUCUUAUCCCUCGAAAUCCUAAGCAUGUUUUUCUUUUACAUCUUUAAAACUGAGAAAAGUAAUUUAUUGAACCAAAAGAAACAGAGAGAUUUGCUUCCUUGUUUGUUUUGUUGAUCGUGAUUUUUUGGUAACGUUGCUUCUUCUUUGCCUUUUGGUUUUGUUAUUGUCCGUGACGUUUGAACUCAUAAUUUGCUUUAGUCUCUCGAGUCAUGACCACUUGAUGAUGUUAUUUUCUCUUUUCUCUAAAAUAUUGCAGUUUAUUGAGAUCGACU